Lasiodiplodia theobromae is the source of this 1545-nucleotide messenger RNA. RefSeq lists its product as uncharacterized. The coding region runs from base 1 to 1545 and encodes 514 amino acids. The transcript is spliced from 7 exons. Lineage: Eukaryota; Fungi; Ascomycota; Dothideomycetes; Botryosphaeriales; Botryosphaeriaceae. The record is from RefSeq and is a predicted model, not a curated record.
AUGUCAGGCCUCGAGGUUGUAGGUGUUGUGCUGGGGGGCAUACCCCUCGUUAUCGAAGCGCUGAAGUUUUACCGCGACGGUAUCGCGACUGUAUAUGAUAUGUUCAAGUACCUGGACACCUUCGACAUGAUUUACGUCGAGUUCUCGACGACCCUCUCUCGUUUUCUACAGGAAUGCGAACACCUCUACCGCAAGGAACUCGAGCUUCCCGACCACCAAUACAAAGAGUUCAUGGAUAAUGGAGGGAAGCAAUGGGAAGCGAGCUUUCAAGUUGAGUUUGAACAAAAGCUGCGCGGCAAACUGAGGCAUGACUGGCAAGCGUAUAUGAAUUUGUUGAGAUACUUGAAGAAGAGGUUUCACCUUUUGAGGAAGAAGCUGGAUCUCAACGAGGAUUUCAGUGUUCCAUUCGUGGAUGACUAUGGCCCAGUGAAAAUCCUCAACAAAUCCAAAUGCGCCGAGUUCUUCACUAUCACCAGACGCAUUAAGGGAGGAUUGAGAAAGGGUCAUCUAAGGGUUUUGGUUUCCGAAAUCAGUUGCGACGUCGAGAAGCUGGGCAGGCUGACUCGCUGCGCCAUAGAGCUUGAGCCAAUACGUCACCAACACAAGGAACAGGACAAGACGAAGAGCGUUUCCAAGUACUGGCUUUCGGCUCCCGACGAGCUCCCGAGUUUCGCCUUCUCCUUCUCCCUUGAGGAGAACGGUAUUCCUCAAACAACGCUCCCUUGGGAAAAGCGUGACGUCAGGAUGAUAUCUCUGCCUGAACCAGAUCAUGUCAUACCACCGCCGAGAGUCAGAUUUUCUGUUCCAAAGGUCACAGUAGACUCAACUCAUCAGGGACCCAAGAUAUUCUGUCAUUGCUUGGGCUCCUUUGUGCAUGAAAAGCGCCGCUAUCAUGUACACGAAGAAGAAAACAAAUGCACCAGACGAUUGAAGCGUCUGAAGCAGAUCUUCUUUCGCCAAUACAGGAAAGGUCUGCGGCCGAACGAAAGAGCGGCAAUAGCUUUCGGGCUGGCAUCAGCAGUACUCCAACUGUACGAUACUCCAUGGCUGAAUGAGAACUGGGAUCUGGACGACCUGUAUUUCAGACCUUCAGGGAGCAGCUAUGAGCUCGUUGUCGCGGAAACAUUUGGAGACGUCUCUCUGCAACCUUGCUUGCCGCCGCCAAGAAAGAGGGACUAUCAUCCAUUUAUUAGGAACAAGACAAUAUACUCCCUUGGAGUUGCGCUUCUUGAGUUGGCGAACGGACAGCCCCUGAUCCAAUGCCAAACCGAUGAGGACCUCAACGACGAAGGGAGCCCUGAUGCGUUGACUCCUUACAAGACAGUAGACCGGCUUUUGAGGGAGCUCCAGGAAGACGAAAAAGAAAGCAACUUUAUGCUGGCGGUGGACUACUGCCUGAACCCAAGAGCUGCUGGGAGCGGACUUGGGAUUGGAAACAAGGCCUUCAGUCUCACUAAUGAAAAGUUUCGGCAGUGCUUUUUCGAUGAUGUCGUGGUACGGCUGCAGGAGGACUACGAAGCUGUGUUCUCUACUGAUGGCAAAUGA